GUGGAGUCAUCAAAUGGAGUCUUUCAAUCGGCAACCAUCAAAGGGGAGGGCGAUGGUCCCGAACUUCGAGGUCAGCAGCAGAAUGGCUUCCCUGAGAAUGCUCCUCGAUCAACAACCUUUAAUUCUCCCCUUCUGACCAACCUCUUCUCAGGUGGUGGACUUGGUGGUAUUAACUCGCAGCGUCUGACCACAUCUGUGUCCGGUGCUAUUGCCACUAAUCCUUCAACUGAUAAUGCAGUGUCUUCUCAAAGCAGCAAUAUGCAUUCUGAUGAACCCCAACAACCGCAUCCACCUGCAUCUAAUCUUGCCAUGGGGACGGUUGGGAAUGCGUCUAACGGCUAA
Rodentolepis nana is the source of this 342-nucleotide messenger RNA. The record is from the annotation of a GenBank genome assembly. Lineage: Eukaryota; Metazoa; Platyhelminthes; Cestoda; Cyclophyllidea; Hymenolepididae.